GUACAUUUUGUACAGUGGCACUUAAUGUCAUGUUUCUGUCGCCCCUGCCUUCAUGUCGGGCGCUUGCGAUCAGAGUGGGGAUCGGUGGGGCAGCACUCUCGACUUUGCUCCACUGUCGCUGUUAAUGUCACGCCUCGGAAAGGCGAUUUCUGCGUGUUCGGUGCGCGACACGGGUCCCAGCUGCGAGUUACAUCUCCGUUUCUUCUUCUUUCCCCUCUCCUUUUUCGUCUCUCACUCUCUUUCCCGCAAUGUGCUCCUGUGUUCUCCUCUCCCUACAUCUGUUCUCCUCCCUACACUCUCGACCCUUCUCCUCCGUCCCCGGUCCCAUCUCCAACUCGUCCCCAUUCCGUUUUUCCCGGUCUCCACUAUCCCCGCCCCUGUUGUUGUUAUUUUGGUUGCUUUGUGUUUGUUCUUUGCUUGUUGUGCCUUCUGGUUUGUGUGUGGUUUUGUUUUGUUUUGUUUUGUGUUUUGCUUUUUUGGUUUUGUGGUUUUUUUGGUUUGGUUUGUGUCGCCUGCAGCUGCAGAGCAACCUCUUCGCCAGCCUCGACGAAACGCUGCUGGCGCGGGCCGAGGCGCUGGCGGCUGUGGACAUCGCCGUGUCCCAGGGCAAGAGCCACCCGUUCAAGCCGGACGCCACGUACCACACGAUGAACAGCGUGCCAUGCACGUCCACGUCCACCGUGCCGCUGGCGCACCACCACCACCACCACCACCACCACCAGGCGCUCGAGCCCGGGGACCUGCUGGACCACAGCUCCUCCCGGCGCAUCAAGCUGGGCGUGACGCAGGCCGACGUGGGCUCGGCGCUGGCCAACCUCAAGAUCCCGGGCGUGGGCUCGCUCAGCCAGAGCACCAUCUGCAGGUUCGAGUCGCUCACGCUCUCCCACAACAACAUGAUCGCGCUCAAGCCCAUCCUCCAGGCGUGGCUCGAGGAGGCCGAGGGCGCGCAGCGCGAGAAAAUGAACAAGCCUGAGCUCUUCAACGGAGGCGAGAAGAAGCGCAAGCGGACUUCCAUCGCCGCGCCCGAGAAGCGCUCCCUCGAGGCCUACUUCGCCGUGCAGCCGCGGCCCUCCUCGGAGAAGAUCGCCGCCAUCGCCGAGAAACUGGACCUCAAAAAGAACGUGGUGCGGGUGUGGUUUUGCAACCAGAGACAGAAGCAGAAGCGGAUGAAAUUCUCCGCCACUUACUGAGGGGGGUGGGGCGGGUGGGAGCGGGAGGAGGGGCAGAGCAGGGAG
This is a messenger RNA of Myotis brandtii (Brandt's bat), 1235 nucleotides long. It is a transcript of the gene POU4F1, whose product is annotated as POU class 4 homeobox 1. Gene Ontology annotation, biological process: regulation of transcription by RNA polymerase II. The transcript has 2 exons. Bases 249 to 1190 code for a protein of 313 amino acids. The record is from RefSeq and is a predicted model, not a curated record. NCBI's taxonomy places the organism in Eukaryota, Metazoa, Chordata, Mammalia, Chiroptera, Vespertilionidae. Gene Ontology annotation, molecular function: DNA-binding transcription factor activity, RNA polymerase II-specific; RNA polymerase II cis-regulatory region sequence-specific DNA binding.